AAUAAAUUCUCGCGACGGAUCGAUCGCGCAGUGCAUCGUGCCACGACGGACGAGGAUGAAGACUACGAGGAGGAGAACGAGGUGGCUGAUCGCCUCACGGCGGGGCGUCGCUUUCUAGGUUAGCGCGUCCGGCUUUUUGUCGUCCGACGGAGGGAACGGCGGCGUCCGUUCUAUCGUGCGUGGUGCGUCGGGAAAAUGCGUCGAGCAGUCUCGAUAACGCUCGUGCCAUUUGCCCGUCAAGGAGGCCUCUCCUUGGAUGUUGCCGCCACCGCCACCACCACCACCACCAUCAUCACCACCACCACUACCAUCACUACCCUCCUUCGUUUCCACCUCCCUCUUCGAACGAUCGUGAGUCCCGCGUUCCCGACUGGAGCGAGGCACGUUAACUCGUUUAUUCCGCGGCCAGGCUGCUUCCUACGCCGUAGGUGGUGCGUAACGAGGCGGCGAAAAAAAAGGAACGAAAAGACCGGGGAUAGACAGAGAAGGGUGAGUGAGAGGAAAGGAGAGAGAGAGAGAGAGAGAGACUGAUUAAAAAAAAAGGGGGUAUGGGAAACGGCGCGUUAUCGGCCGUUUCCGGGCCCUUUGUCGAUCGCCACGCCUUCGAAACCGCGUUUGCGCCACGGUAUUUGCGCAACAGUUGGAAGUUGGAAUUUUGCCUCCCCGAAAAUCACCCCCGCACGCGGCCCGAGUAAGGAAGGGAGAGAAAUUACGCUGCCUUUUCAUCGUCGUGGACGAAUAUCCAGGAGGGCAACUCGCUGGCUGGCUGGCUGGCAGGCACAGGCACCCGUAUCCACCCCCUCUCGCCCCUUCGUUCACAAGAGGGCCGACCAUCGUCGACAUCCGUUCGUGAAUCGUGCACACACAUGGCCAAUUGUCGUACGUUACAUACACUUAUACGUGAUGUACCCGAAGCUGCGUUCUUCCUUGGUGACUAAUAAGGGCGUCCAUCAUUAUCAGGCUAACAGGUGUGGGAAAUUAAUUCAAUAGUCGAUAUUUUUGUAAAGUUAUAUAUUUAUAAUUAUAAUAUCGUUAAUCUUGUUACAUGUACAUGUCGUGAAGAUUAGUUUUUAUAAAGUUUUUUCGCGCUAUUAUGACUGAAAUAGCUUAAGACAUCUAAUGAUAUUUAAUAAAAAAAACUCGUAGUCGCGGAAGGAAGCGCGCGAUUUCCGGGCCUUCUCGUAUAUCGCGUCCAGAUAUAUACUUGUAUAUCGUUUCAUAAACUAAAUUUAACAGCUGACCCGAUCAAUUAACGGAGCACGAACGAAGGCGUAGUUGCGUGUCGCGACGCUCGUUGCUUCAAUCUUUUAUACAGCAAUCUUUUGCGACAUAAUAAAUUUGAAUUUUUUUCUUAUUCUCUAUCAUAAAUAUUUAAUCUUACAAUUUAUUGAUAAAUGAAAAUUCAAUUGCACCGAGAUAUCCCAGCUUGAAGCGUCGUCUUGCGCAACACGCUGCUUCACGCUACGCUAUUUUGAGAUGCAUCCGACGCAUCCAUGCUGAGAUCCCAUUUUACGCAUUGUUAAACGACGCCUUUUGCAAAAUUAUGCGAGUUCUCCCAUCGAGGAACGAUUUGGCCUAUAAUUACGCAUCAAUAUACUGAUUGCACACGUAGCGACAAAAUUGUAAGUUUUUUUUUUUCCAACCUAUAUUCCAAUCUGGCAUCGUAGAUUAAUGAUCGGCUUGCUAUUCUGAUCUUUAUCCGACGCACUUGUAUAUCGGCGUCGUCGACAUGGAUCGAUACGCGGAUGAUAGAUAGUAAGAAGUCAUGGAAAAAAAUAGCCAGUAAGAAUGGCAGCCCUUUCUCCUCCCAUCCUGUUAUAUGAAAAUGCGGUACAACUCAGAUAUUCAAUGGGCAUUCUUGAGUGUCCUUUGAAUAUCACACAUAUAGCACAUAUAUCCAGUGAAUAUUUUUAAAGUCCUGUUUAUCUAGAUUUCUGAAUAUUCGUUAAUAUUGCGUAUGCGAACGGAUUCAUACGAUUCAUUUCGUUAUAUUUUACUCUCUUUUCGCUUGAAUAUAUAUAUGUAUCAUACAAUUAUUUAAAAUUUAACAGUUAUAUAAUAUUUUUCACAGGAACACACGUACACAUUUGUGAUAGAGUAAUGAAUAAUGAUGGUAAUAUAUUAUGGAGUAUUCAGAAAUUUGCCAGAUAUAUCGGAACAUUAACGGGUGCAAAAGAGUAUACACUGGAUAUCGUGCUGGCGUGAGCGUGACACGAGGCUCUCUCGUUCGGCAGUGCCGAUCGACAAAGACACGCAUCAGCCAAAGACGCACUUUCCUCCGUCCGUCGGGUUGUGAGAGACCCGGCAAUUCCGCCGCUUCUUCGCCGUCGCGGCAUUCGACAAUCCGAUCGAAGCGCCAGCAAUUUUUCCAGAGCGGCGGAAUCGCGGAGUCGCCACCCCGAUUGCUGUUCUCCGCUGAGCCCCGCGCACGGCCAUGUAGUACACAACACACUCGGGGCCUGUUGAGAGAAGGGCAGAAGGAGCGAAGAGCAUCAGCAGCGGCCUUGAGGCUGAGUAGCAGCCAAUCCCAAGCCCCCGCACGCUAAAGGAGGUGGCGCGGGAUUGGCUGAACGUUCUCCAUCGCGACUUCCCGGACGCUUCCGGUCGGGACCAACAGGCCGAUUCCCCUGGCAGGGGCCCCUGGGAGGUGAACUGGUAGCGAGGAGGAACGUCAGUGAUAAGCCGAAGGACCCUCAUCCUCAGGAAUUCGCGCCGGUUUAUGCGCGGGUGUUGCGGAGGAAAGUCAGACCGAAACUGGCCUGCGAGUCACUCUAAUCCUGAGUCAGAACGAGCUCGAAGACUUUCUUAACAUUGGCGGGGAAACGCCGGAGGCGAAGAGGGCGGGCGACGUGAGUACGGUGAACCCCGGAAGCGAACGCAACGGUGGCCGGCUCGGUCGAGGGGGAGUUCGCACGGCGGUGCCAGGCCCGCGCAUGCUUCAACAACGAGGUUGUUCAGCACCCGCGCCCGCUACGACGACCAGCUCAGCGUCAUCGUCAUCGUCAUCGUCAUCGUCAUUCACCACCACCACCAUGUUCCCGCAACAGUACUGCCUGAGAUGGAAGUACCAUCACAGCAAUCUGCAGACCAUGUUCUCACAGCUGCUCGAGCGACAGGCUUACUGCGACGUCACGCUCGCCUGCGAGGGCAAGACGCUGCGAGCGCACAAGGUUGUACUGUCGGCGUGUAGCACAUACUUCGACACAAUUUUAUCACAGUACGAGGAGAAGGAUCCUAUCGUCAUCAUGCGAGACGUCAAAUUUUCGGACAUCAAAGUACUCGUCGAGUUCAUGUACAAGGGAGAGAUCAACAUCGAUCACACGAGGCUGUCGUCGUUACUGAAAACCGCCGAGGAUUUACACAUCAAGGGGCUCGCUGAGGUGAGCUGGCGCAGUGAUUCCACGCAAAACGACUUGAACAACACCGGUCACAGUCCAGGCGCCGCAACCCCCGGCGUCGAGGCAGUUCUAGGCAGAGAGGGUGAAGACGAGCCGCCACCCCCGAAGCAGAGACGCAGGGGUCGUCCGCCUCUGGACGAUCCUCCCUCGGCACAUGACGUUUUCACGCCCAAGAUCACUUGCAUCACCGGAAAUACUCGCAGCGGCGGGUAUUACACAUACGCGGGGAUACCCACGCACGACUCUAAUGUGUCACGUCGAACCUUUUCCCAGGAGGAAAUGAUGAGCGAGGGCGGCGACCAUGAGAGUUGGGACGACGAGAUGAUGAUGAACGAGAAUAACGAAACGCCACUGCCGGUGCUGUCCUACAUGUCCAAGGAUGAUAGUACAUCUGAUCAGGAAAAGAAAGCGCCUAGCACUCCAUCAAACUCUAACGCCUCGAAUCUGUCGAUCCCCGAGCAAUUUCGAGACGUGAUAAAGAUGAACGAUUAUCUGACGACGGGACGCCGACAAGAGUUCUGGGAGGAACCGUUCACGAGACGUGUCAUGGACGCCAUCAAGAGCAAAGAACUAGAGAUGAAGACUGCCGCCGAAAUCCUCGGCGUCUCUUACGGCACCCUAUAUGGCAGAUACCGCGACAGUUAUGGUUGCCUUAAACAUCCGUACAGAGUAAGAGAUUUUUGGUCUGAGCCGGGCCCCGCUGAAGUGUUAGCGAAACUGCGGCGGAAGGAGAUUACCUUGUUCCGGGCCGCCGAGUUCCUCAAUGUGACCGUCCAUACGCUCGCCACAUAUUUGUCAACCCUGCAAGGUCCAGACAGAAUUUCGUUGGCUGGCGACUUGGCAUCCGGUGGCAACAUCGACGGUGGCAGCAGCAACAAUGCGACGACGACGGAGUCGGCGACGACGGAAAACAACGAAUCCGUCAACGACAUACUGCAGAAGAUCAACGCGAACGCGGCGACUGCGGCGACGUUAACCACGACCACGACGUCGAUCAAGCGCGAGGGUGGCGGCUAUAUCGAGGUACCGACAACGGUGCCGAAGGCCGCAACGUCCAUGCUGGAGAACAAUCCGGACAUCACGAUCGUCAAGUCGGAGAACACGCCGCGCAAGCGCGAUUAUGCGAAGAUGUCCAGCACGGAAAAUAACAAUGCGAAGCUGAUGAGCGGUGGUGCCGUUAGCGAGGUCAGUCCGCAGCAGCAGCAACAACAGCAGCAGAAACUCGCUGAUCAGUUGUCAUUGAAUAAUGACAACAGCAAACCCUAACUAUUCAGACCAUAUUUAACACCUACGGCGAAUCACUAUCAUCACCAUCACCCCCGCAGUGCAGCGCCGAACAACGUCAACUACAGAUCCGACCUGCAGUGCCCGCGCAGUUUUUAUUCCAACGUGUUUACGCGUUUUCUCACGAAUUUUCAUUUGAAAUAGAUAAGAAGGGACACCGCUGCUCCGCGCACGCCCGAUUCCAAAAAAGAAAUUCCAAAAAGGGCUUCAAACAAUCUGACGUGUUCAUCGAUUGCGAUUUAUUGGUGUUGGGCCGUGAUUGGUGUCGGAAUGUAAAAACAAAUUUCGGAAGGCGACUUAGAAUCAACGAGAAAGAAGUGCCACCGCAAAGUCUAUUGCGAAUCAUCCGAGAAACGGUAGCGCGUACACUUCGUCAUGCCUUUGAAUUAAUUUCUGCAUACACGAUCAUGGCCCUACCAUGUAUUUUUCAUUUAUAUAAAAAGAUAUUAACUUUGCGAAAUCUAUCCUCGAAAAGUUAACAUUCAAUAGCGCGAGCUGAUGCAAAAUUUCUCCUUUCGUUUUAUCUUUAGAAUCAGUUCACUUUGAUCUAUACACGUCGGUAGCGCGCGUGACUUUGGCCUUCGUGAGAAAAAAAGAAAAUAGCAAAGAAAGAAAUAAAAGAAAAGCGUAUAAUAAAAAGUUCAAUCGAAGUUCCUUUUGAAUAACGAUGUAGAGUGUAUUAUCGCAAACAAAGAAUGCCUAGACUAUUUUCUGCCGCAUGUGUCUGUAUGGUAUAGCACGUAAAGAGCGACAAUAUAUUCACCACAAGUAGAUCCACCAUAGUGUAAUACAUACCUCCUAAAGAGGAAAAAAGAAAGAUAAAGCGGAGUGUGACGGUCCUUCAACGAUGUUCCUUGUGCGAUUCAUCCGUCAGGAUCGCGUUGGGAGCGCGUUUUGUUUAAUGUUCUACAUACGAACAGAAUUUAAAUCAUAAUGCGUAUACUAUUGGAAGAAGUGUCCAUUCGCGCGAUAUGAAAGAAGCUACACGAAGAGAUUCUCCCAGAAAAGAGAUCCUCUCAAAAAGAAGAUUCUACUUGUAUUUAUAAAAGUAUUUAGAGAGCGAGAGACAAAAUCAUCACUUCGUCAGGCUGCAUAUGUCCAAUAGUAAAUCGUUUAUGAUUUAAACAAAUUUUUGCGAUGAAAGCCUUAACAUUUAGAGUACCGGUCUCUCUGAUUACGUUGUCGAUUCGCCGAUGAGAUUUAUUUACGUACACUAUCGCAUUUUUUUGGAGGAUGGUCUAGAACAAUUAGACAGAGCGACUUCGAUUAUAGAAAGCGGCCAGACGCGAUUAAAGUAAAGACAUUUGCAGUUAGCAGCGAUUUUUGCACGUUAUACGAAAAUUCAGAAAAUAAAUCGCGGCAGCUGCCUUGUUUUUUUAAUAGUAUUCAGAACGGGAUUGUCUAUUUACAUGUAACAAUUUUAUUUUGUUUCUCUUUUAUACCAAUAUGUAACGUUGCACUAGCAACGUUUUAGAGACAAUGUUUAUUAUGUAUGUAUUAAAUGUUUUCUUUGUUUUUUACCAGAGGGAAUAUUUUUAGUGGUUUUUGUUUGGAUAAUAAAUAUCGACCGAUAUCAAAGAUGAUUCGUCAAUCGAUUGAGACAAAUACGAAAUAUAAACGUCCAUUGUAAAUAUCGGUGCAAUAGAGAAAAUAUUCAAAUUAAUAUUAUUUGACGCGAAAGAGAGAGAGAGAGAAAGAGAGAGAAGUGUCCGAGCACUAUUUUAAAGGGAAAAAAGGAAGACUUUCCUGUUUCGUGCAAUCACGAUCGGAUCCUUGUUGUAAAAAGCAAUGCGGGGGAACGAUAUUGAUACAAGUAGCAUUGUCGGCGACGGACAAGGGCACUAUGAUAAUGUUGCUACGCAUGGUAUUAUCGUUCUCCCGUUCUCCGUAUGAUUCGCGAUUCCGUUUAUUUUAUUUUCGUCGUAAGCAAUUCGCAAGCGCGGUGUUUAUGUUAAGUUAGAUAAACAAAUGGAAAGCUAUCCAGAGACUACCGCGCGCUAUAUAUAUAUAUAUAUAUAUAUAUAUAUAAAUAUAAAUAUAUACAUAUACAAUAAUUGUACUCUAUGAGAUAUUGACUGGAAAUGAGUAUUCCUGUUCGCUGAAGGUAAAACUAAAUAAGAACUAGUAGUAUAAUAGAGGUAUCUCUCGAUGAUAUUUUUCGAUGAUAUAAGACUUAGUUGCAUUGGAAAGGAGGUUUAUUCUCGCGGUGGGUACUUGUAAAGUAAUCCGAAUGGAGUAAUCCGUGCGUAGUAGGAAGAAAGAACGGAAAGACGUUUCCUUUCAUGGUUGGAAAUUUCAGUAUGACGAGUAGAAAAUGGAGAAAACGUGCGUGCGGUUAUAUAUCGUGAAACCUGUAAAUAUAACAAUGUGUAUAAUAUAUAAUACAAUGGAGACGUGCAUUCCUUAUACGCGAAUGCAAAAAAAUGUAAGUAUCUCUCUCUUUUUAAACGGACCCUGAAAUUGACUGACUAUUAAAGUAAAUAAAAAAAAAAUAAUAAAAAAGAAAUAUAAUGAUAAGUACAUUGAGAUUCUCAAUUAAGUGAGACACACUCAGACACGAGAUAUAAACAGCAUACACAGACAUACGUAUACACACAUACACACACUCUGUUGUGGAUCUUACGAGAGAAUAUAUUUCUAACAGACGCGUUGACUUAUCUGACGAAUAAAAUAACAUUAUAUUCUUUAGUCUACUUUAUAUAUUUAACUUGAAAUAACAUUUUGGACAUUGGAAGAGUUGGUCUUUCGAUUACUUUACGAGUGCUCCAAACCGAUUAUUUUUAUCAUACAUAAAUGUAUAAUUUUAUAAUGCAAUAACGUUUACGAUAAUUUUAUUCGUAACUUCUUAAAUGACAAGAGA
Messenger RNA from Formica exsecta, 7542 nucleotides. RefSeq names its product zinc finger and BTB domain-containing protein 20. Gene Ontology annotation, cellular component: nucleus. Gene Ontology annotation, molecular function: protein binding. NCBI's taxonomy places the organism in Eukaryota, Metazoa, Arthropoda, Insecta, Hymenoptera, Formicidae. The transcript has 10 exons. The coding region runs from base 2934 to 4664 and encodes 576 amino acids. The record is from RefSeq and is a predicted model, not a curated record. Gene Ontology annotation, biological process: regulation of transcription by RNA polymerase II.